Messenger RNA from Vicia villosa (hairy vetch), 1680 nucleotides. RefSeq lists its product as uncharacterized. The transcript has 3 exons. The coding region runs from base 1 to 1680 and encodes 559 amino acids. NCBI's taxonomy places the organism in Eukaryota, Viridiplantae, Streptophyta, Magnoliopsida, Fabales, Fabaceae. The record is from RefSeq and is a predicted model, not a curated record.
AUGGACCAAUUUGAACAGAAUCAAGCUGCCCUCCGUAGAGAUAUGGAUGUCAUGGGGGAUAGGAUGACCCAACUCAUGGAGACCCUCCAUGUCGUUGUUCAAGGACAAGAUGAACUCAGGAAGAGUGUCGCUAGUUUGAUCAAAGAGACUCCUACCACUUCUGCUACCGGAGUACCAAAACCUGGAGAGAAUCCUGAUGGUGGCACAACUAAGUUGGUGGACGAUUACCACAACGUUAUUGAUCUUGAUCAUGACAUUACUAAUGAGAUAACUGAAACUGCUAAGAUGUACCAGGCUCUCGAGGAACGCCUCAAGGCCGUUGAAGUCACCAAAACUUCAAGCUUCAAUACUUCUGCACUGUGCUUGGUACCUGGGAUUGUUAUUCCCCCGAAAUUUAAGGUGCCAGAUUUCGAUAAGCCAGCCUGUAGAGCCCCGUUGGAGUGGUAUAUGAAGCUUGAGAGGGCUAAUGUCGGUACUUGGGGACAACUUGUUGAUGCCUUCUUGAAACAAUACCACUAUAAUACUGCCAUGGCUCCCAGCCGCGCUCAACUCCAAAAUAUGGCACAGAAGUCUGAAGAAUCUUUCAAAGAGUACGCCCAGAGGUGGCGCGAACUUGCUGCUAGAGUUCAACCUCCCCUCCUCGACCGCGAAUUGAUUGAUCUGUUUAUGGGUACUCUAAAAGGCCCGUAUCUUCAACACAUGAAGAAAGAAGGUGAGACCAGCACCGCCUCUGUUGAUCAAAGCCGAGCCCCUGUGUACUCUGCUGUCCCACCCCCUUAUUACCCGAUGCCUUAUACCGUUCCUGGCCCAUCUGUUCCUCAGGCAUAUGCCGCUGCUCUCCCACAGCCAUGGGUGGCACCUCAACAGCCAUUCAUCCCACAACAACAAGUUACGGCCCCUCAGAACCGUCAACAGAACCCAAGGCCUCAAGGUCAAAGGGGCCCACAGAGGGCAAGGUACCAAGAUAGGCGUAUAGAUCCGGUCCCGAUGACGUAUGCUCAACUUCUCCCUCAGUUGCUUGCCGGUCAGUUGGUACAGCUUCUUGAACUUGGUCCUCCACCUAGUCCUCUUCCUCUUGGCUAUGAUGUUAAUGCCCGUUGUGAAUUUCAUUCAGGGGCUCCAGGCCAUACGAUCGAAAAGUGCAGAGCAUUCAAGUUGAAGUUUCAGGAUCUCCUCGAUGACAAAAUUAUUUCGUUCACCCCCACUGGUCCUAAUGUGCAGAAUAAUCCUAUGCCUCCCCACACAGGUGCGACCAAUGCUGUUGAAUUGUGGGAUGAACAGAUCCUGGUAACUGAUGUUAAUGAGGUCAAAAUGCCGCUUGCAACUGUCAAGGAACACCUCGUGCAACAGGGAGUGUUAUGUGAGCUACAUGAUUUCUGCCUACAAUGUUCUUCAAAUCCAGAGGAAUGUGACAGAUUGAGGGCUGAAAUCCAAAAGCUGAUGGAUGAAGGUGUCAUUAGAGUGGAAAGAGUUACUCCCGAUGAAGAGGAGGCCGUUCUAGAAAUCCCCUACUAUCCUGCUGAAGUAUCAAAGACUCAGAGCGCUUCUUUUGUCAUCCAUACUCCGAAUACUCCCUUGGUUAUUCAGGCUCUGACAACUCCAUUGAUUAUUCAAGCCCCAAAUGCUCCUUUGGCCGCCCAUCCUCAGGUUCCCCCUCCCGCAUCUCCUGCUCCCUCUUAG